AUGUCACUAACUCCCUGGAUGACUGGGGAAUUUAGGGGUAAGCCCCCACUUCCAAGAGCUGCACAUACAUGUAAUAUAAUAGAAGAUAAAUUAUUUUUAUUUGGUGGUUGGAAUGGAUUUCAAGCUCUUAAUGACUUUUAUGUUUUAUACACAAGUUCAGAAGUAAUGUUUUGGCAAAAACUAAUACCUUCUGAAAAAAGGCCAAAACAUAGAAAUAAUCAUGCUUCAGCUGUAUAUGGAAAUUCAUUGUAUAUUCAUGGAGGACACAAUGGUGAAUUUUGGCUGAAUGAUAUGUAUGAAUUUACAUUAAAAGAAAUAGACGACUCAAAUAUUGACAAUUUGAAUGCAAUAAGUCAUACAGAAGAAAUAAAUGAAGAACUUUUAGGAACUUGGAAACGUAUUAAGAGUACAAACAAACUUAAAAAACCAUCUGCUAGAGCAUGCCACUCAUUAACACGAAUUUUUGGAAGGCUAUACCUUUUUGGAGGUUUUGAUGGGAUUCAAUGUUUUAAUGAUUUAUGGGUUUAUGACAUUGCAAAGAUGACUUGGAGUGAAGUAGAAUUUGACAAUUACAUUCCAAAAUGCAGAAAUGGCCAUUGUGCCAUUUCUUCCACUAAAGGAAUAAUAUUCUUUGGUGGAAAUACCGGUAAAGAAUAUAUUGGUGAUGUUUCAUUAUAUAUCCCAGAAAAAAAGGAAUUCCAAACUCCAAAAACUUUUGGAGUCUGCCCUUCAGCGAGAAAAGGUCACAGUUUAGCUUUGUUGGAUGAUGUCUCUGCUAUAAUGUUUGGAGGAUAUGACGGAAAAAAUAGGUGUAAUGAUUUGUUUAUUUUGGAUAUUUCUGAAUUACCUUCAACAGUACGUUGGGAGAAGAUAAUUGAAAAGAAUUCUCCAAGUCCCAGACAAAGAAACUCUCUGACAACAAUUCCAGGCGGUAAAUGUCUUUUAUUUGGUGGAUACGAUGGUAAUUGUUGGAAAUCUGAUACUUAUUUAUUAGAUAUUAGGAAGUUUUCCAGUUCAAUGCAUAGCAAGAAUGUUUCAUUACCAAUGCUUUCAAAUUUGGAAAGUCUUGUUGACAAUCCAGAUUUUAGCGAUAUUGUCUUUAUUCUUGAGAAUAAAGAAACUUUGUAUGCACACAAAUGUAUAUUAGUUACUCAAAGUCAAUACUUUAAAUCAAUGUUUAAGACUGGAAUGGCUGAAUCAGAUUCAAAAGAAAUCCAUCUUGAACACAUUCCAAAAAAAGAAUUUAAAAUUAUUAUUAGAUUUCUUUAUACAUCCUAUUUGGAUGAAACCGACCUCCAAACCUUGUGUAAUGUAUUACUUAUUGCAGACUCUUAUAAUUUGACAGCUCUUUCAGAUUUAUGCAUAAAAACAGUUAAACAAUUAGUGGAAGUUGGUAAUGUUUGUGAAAUUCUUAUAAUUGCUCAUCGUUGUAAAAUUGACGAACUUUUAAAAUUUUGUGUCGAUUUUGCAUCCUUCCACGUAGAUGUACUAAUUAAUAGCCCAAAAUUUGCUCAACUUUCCAAUGAAUUUCCUAAACUCGCACUUAGUAUUUCAAGUUCUGUUAUUAGUAAACUUAUUUAA
Cryptosporidium ubiquitum is the source of this 1581-nucleotide messenger RNA. RefSeq lists its product as uncharacterized. Bases 1 to 1581 code for a protein of 526 amino acids. NCBI's taxonomy places the organism in Eukaryota, Apicomplexa, Conoidasida, Eucoccidiorida, Cryptosporidiidae. The transcript has a single exon. Gene Ontology annotation, molecular function: protein binding. The record is from RefSeq and is a predicted model, not a curated record.